CAGGCGGUGGUCUCUGUCUUGGGUUAGUUAUAGAAAUAUUUGAAAAGCACCGAAAGUGGCAUUUAGUUUAAAAAAAAUAAGUUAAAAAAGGCUUAGGAUAUGAGCAAUAUUUACAUCCAUCCACACACCAACUGAAGCGUAACGUUAUAACACUCGGAAGGAGAUUACAAUCACAUAGGAUGGUUCCUCUUUAAAAACACGACGGCCCCACUCCAUUACACAUUUCACACCCAGUAGGUGGCGGUGACGCGCAGUUAUUCGAGUUUGCCAGCUGCUUGGAGAGGAGAGUAAGAAUUCAACAAGAAGUGGAAAACAGCAGAGAAACAUGGCAGAGAAAGUGAGUGGUGAAAUGUCGGAAGACAGUUCGGACUCCGCUGCUGCGGUGUCGCAAGACCUUCGGAGUGUUCUGGUCACCAGCGUUCUGAACCUAGAGAAGCUGGAUAAAGAUCUGUACAGAGGGACUCACCACUGGGUACCCCGUACCCGUCGUCUGUUUGGGGGUCAGAUUAUUGGCCAGGCCCUGGUGGCUGCAGCAGAGUCCGUUGGGGAAAACGUCUUGGCUCACUCUCUCCACUGCUACUUUGUACGGGCAGGAGACCCCAAGGUGCCAGUGCUGUACCAGGUGGAGAGGACCAGAGACGGUCGUAGUUUCAGCGUGCGGUCAGUGAAGGCCAUCCAAUACGGUCAGCCCAUCCUCAUCUGCCAGGCCUCCUUCCACAGUAACCAGCCCUCUCCUCUGCAGCACCAGUUCACCAUGCCCUGUCCCCCUCCUGAAGACCUGCUGACGGGGGAGGAACUCAUACAGCUCUACCUCAGUAAGCCAGACUUGGCUGAGAAAGCCAAACAGGGCCUGAACAAGCUGCUAGCUGAUGAGGUUCCCAUAGAGAUUAAACCUGUCAAUCCUCCAGACUUCUACCGCUGCGUUGCCAUGGAACCCAAGAAGCUGUACUGGGUGCGCGCUAGAGGCCACAUCGGUAAAGGUGAUAUGAAGCUCCACUGCUGUGUGGCAGCCUAUGUGUCAGACUAUUCGUUCCUGGACACUGCUCUCCUGCCCUACCCCGGGCAGCGCGCCACUUUCUUAGCCUCUCUGGAUCACGCCAUGUGGUUCCACAACACCUUCAGGGCAGACGAAUGGAUGCUCUACGAGACUGAGAGCUCUUGGACUGGGGGCAGCAGAGGGCUGGUUCAGGGACGUCUGUGGAGGAGAGACGGGGUGCUGGCUGCCAGCUGUGCCCAGGAGGGGGUACUCAGGGUCAAGGCCUUGACGACCAGCGCCGUGGCGAACGAGAGCAAGCUAUAACCAUGACAACCUUUUAAAUGGUUAAUGAAGCCAUGUAGAGUCAGGAGACUGGCUGCGUUUACACAGGCAGCCCAAAUAUGAUCUCUUUUCCGCCAAUUGUUUUUUUGACCGAUCACAUCAGAUCUCUUCACGUAUAUUUGUCAGAGCUAAUAUAAUUGGUCAAAAGACCAAUUAGUGAAAACAAGUCUAAAUAGAGACACCCUGCUGACAAACGGCUGGUGGCCACGGUGUGUUAGUGAUCACCUGCUGGGUGUUGACGAACGGCUGGUGGCCACGGUGUGUUAGUGAUCACCUGCUGGGUGUUGAUGAACGGCUGGUGGCCACGGUGUGUUAGUGAUCACCUGCUGGGUGUUGAUGAACGGCUGGUGGCCACGGUGUGUUAGUGAUCACCUGCUGGGUGUUGAUGAACGGCUGGUGGCCACGGUGUGUUAGUGAUCACCUGCUGGGUGUUGAUGAACGGCUGGUGGCCACGGUGUGUUAGUGAUCACCUGCUGGGUGUUGAUGAACGGUUCAACCUCAUCCCCAGCCUUCAACUUCAGCCUCCAUCCCCAGCCUUCAUCCCCAGCCUUCAACUUCAGCCUACAUCUCCAGCCUCCAUCCCCAGCCUUCAACUUCAGCCUACAUCCCCAGCCUCCAUCCCCAGCCUUCAACUUCAGCCUUCAUCCCCAGCCUACAUCUCCAGCCUCCAUCCCCAGCCUUCAACUUCAGCCUACAUCCCCAGCCUUCAUCCCCAGCCUACAUCCCCAGCCUUCAACUUCAGCCUACAUCCCCAGCCUACAUCCCCAGCCUACAUCCCCAGCCUUCAACUUCAGCCUACAUCCCCAGCCUUCAUCCCCAGCCUCCAUCCCCAGCCUUCAACUUCAGCCUACAUCUCCAGCCUCCAUCCCCAGCCUUCAACUUCAGCCUACAUCCCCAGCCUUCAUCCCCAGCCUACAUCCCCAGCCUCCAUCCCCAGCCUUCAACUUCAGCCUUCAUCCCCAGCCUCCAUCCCCAGCCUUCAACUUCAGCCUACAUCCCCAGCCUUCAUCCCCAGCCUACAUCUCCAGCCUCCAUCCCCAGCCUCCAUCCCCAGCCUUCAACUUCAGCCUCCAUCCCCAGCCUUCAUCCCCAGCCUUCAUCCCCAGCCUCCAUCCCCAGCCUUCAUCCCCAGCCUUCAACUCCAGCCUACAUCCCCAGCCUUCAUCCCCAGCCUUCAACUUCAGCCUACAUCCCCAGCCUUCAUCCCCUGCCUACAUCCCCAGCCUUCAACUUCAGCCUCCAUCCCGUGCCUACAUCCCCAGCCUCCAUCACCAGCCUUCAACUUCAGCCUUCAUCUCCAGCCUUCACCCCCUUAUGCAUCUACAAUCUACUGAACCAUGUGGUGAUGAUUAUAAUGAGUUGAUUCUGACUGAAUAUAUUUUCUGACCAAGAUAAAGAUUUCCAUAUAUAUUAACUAUUUUAUAUUUAAUGAUUUUACCUUUUUAAAUGAUUUGAUAAUUGUUGUUUCUAUUUGUUGUGUCUAUUGUGGUUCCAUAAGCUUCCCUUAUUAAUUGUUCAUAUUUCAAUAAUGUCUAUCUUUUCAGGAAUGUACAGGAAAUGUACAGUCAGGUCCAGUAAUGAUUGACAUCCUUGAUAAAGACGAGCAACAAAGACUGUAUAAAAUAAAUCAUUGAAAUAUUUAGCUAUAUUGUAUGCAAAAAAUGUAAUUUGUUAUUUUAUCCUAGAGAUUUUGUUUAACAAGUAAUAAAAAAAUCUCAAAGAUAGGGG
Molecule: messenger RNA, 3046 nt
Organism: Oncorhynchus keta (chum salmon)
Lineage: Eukaryota; Metazoa; Chordata; Actinopteri; Salmoniformes; Salmonidae
Gene: acot8
Product: acyl-CoA thioesterase 8
Biological process (GO): acyl-CoA metabolic process; fatty acid catabolic process
Cellular component (GO): peroxisomal matrix
Molecular function (GO): fatty acyl-CoA hydrolase activity
Source: RefSeq, a predicted model, not a curated record